AUGUCUUCUGGAGUAGCGGAUAGCAGAGAUUACGAAGGGGACUCCUUUCAUGACUCGUCAGAAGUCCCAACUGUGAACAAUAACCUCACGGUUUCCAUCCCUCAAAGCGCUUCGACGCGGUCGUUGACAGCCAGCCCCCCAAGUGGAUCUAUCUCGACACCACAAUUCACCGAUUCCCCCCAGCUUCCAGGAUCUUUGGAUGAAGACAACAGAAACGACGAAGCCUACGAGACUGGAACAGACGGACAGUCUGAAGCAGAGGCAACUCCCCGCAGACAAAAGCUACCAAAGUCUCCUUUGUUGACGGCACAUCGGCUAUCCACCACAUCCCUUGACGACGUGAAUCUAACUAGCAACAACAAAGAUGAUGGACCUCUUGGUAGCUCGGAUACCCAGAUGAACUCACCUCCUCCACUGCCGUCCAGAGACUCUAACUCAACACAAGGCUCACGCUUCCAGGGCUUGUCCGGGAGCCUCCCUUCUGUUCCAUGGGCACCUCCGCCGCAAAAUAAAAACCCACCAUCUGCCGCUCCUCCCCCUCCUCCAACUCGAAAGAUUAGCAGCCCUUUCGCUUGGCUUUCAAGGGCUUCAACGGGAAGCAAAGAAUCUACGGCUCCUCCGCAGACGGGACGACGAGACACCGCUGCUUCCAUCUCAACGAUUGGUAGCAAUCCCGAAAUCGCUGGCCGAUUGCAGGAUGCGGAACUCGAUGGCUCGAGUGUGGGAUCUCGGCGGCCUCAUCGAAAUAGCCUAAAAGAUCAAUUCAAACUGCUCCGGAUGCGCGAGGAAGGGGUUAUUCCAGAACCCGACGGAGCGAGUAUUACCUCGGGACGCGCAAGUAUCAGCCAUUCUGCCACAAGCCCUCCGCCCAGCAUUCCAGAGGAAGGAGAGAAUGGUACAAUAACUGCGCCACCACUGUCACCCGAAACUUCACCAUCUGUUGCUUCCGCGACGGUCAAUCCAAAUCUCGCACCGGGAACGGUAUCCGGCUUCUCGACAUCUGCGACCGACGCAGCCACUCCCGUGGAUUGGGAGUUAUGGCAGCAGCUCGUGAACAAUGGCCUACAGGCCCUAAAGGGAGCGAAUUCAGAGGAAUUGAAUGCUGCUAUCAAAAGAGGAAUACCGCAAACCAUACGAGGUGUCAUUUGGCAAAUUCUAGCUGAUAGUAGAGACCAAGAUUUGGAGGACGUUUACAGAGAACUGGUUGCACGAGGUACAGACAAGGAAAAGCCGCGGGCUAACGGCAUCGUCAAUGGAACUGGGGAAAAAGACUCGGUAGCGUCAUCUUCACGCUCUUCUAUUCGCUCGGAGCGUUCCUUCUCGGUAGCGCCUUCCAACAAUAGCUCUUCUCCAAGCCCAUCGCAGGAGGUCGACCCAGAGAAGCUUGCAAAAGAACAGGCGGCAAAUGAGUCGGCUCGAAAGAAGAAGGCGAAGGAAGACGCUGCUACGCUUCAAAAGCUUGAAAAAUCUAUUCGCCGAGACCUGGGCGCUCGUACAAGCUACUCCCGAUACUUUGUUUCCCAGGGCAAUCAGGAAGGCCUUUUCGGACUUUGCAAGGCCUACGCUCUAUAUGAUGAGCCUGUGGGGUAUGCCCAAGGGAUGAAUUUUAUUGUCAUGCCCUUGCUUUUCAAUAUGGAUGAAGCCGAGGCUUUCACACUGAUGGUAAAGUUGAUGAAGCAAUACGGGCUUCGGGAAAUGUUUGUUCAGGACAUGCCCGGUUUGCACCGCAGCUUGUAUCUAUUUGAGCGCCUACUCGAGGAUCUCGAACCUGCCCUAUACUGCCACUUGCGGCGACGAGGGGUCCAGCCUCAACUAUACGCUACCCAGUGGUUCUUGACUCUCUUCGCCUAUCGAUUCCCUCUACAACUUGUUCUUCGCAUUUACGACCUGAUUUUCGAGGAAGGGCUGGAGAGCACACUAUUGAAGUUUGCCCUUGCUAUUAUGCGGCGGAACGUGGACGCUCUCCUGGCCAUGAAGGACAUGACACCGUUAACAACGUUUUUGAAGGAACGACUGUUCGACGUAUAUAUCGAUAAACAACCCACUCCGUCAUCGAUACUCGAGUCGGGAUUCUUUGGAUCAUCAGGAGCUGCAGACAAGGAAAUUUACCGGGCUGACAUCAUGGUUCAUGACGCCUGUGCUAUCCCUCUCGAACCCGAGAUAAUCAAAGCGUAUACGGCCGAAUGGGAGGAGAAAGUACGGACGGAGAAAGAGCGUGAAACGGAGCUCAACGGGCUGAGGCAUACUGUGUCAGUACAGAGCGCUCGGAUUCGACAACUGGAAGAGCAAGCAGAAACGUCUGACAAGGAGCAUGUCCAACUUGCCUCUGAAGUCGUUCAUUUGAAAGUGGAGAACGAGGAGCUUUCCGAUAUGAACGAUGCACUGAAGAUGCAAGUCAGCGAGCUCAAAAUUGUAGUGGACAAACAGCCCGCUGAGGUUGAACAGAAGCUCCAAACGGAAAUGGAUCGCAUCAUGAAGCGCAAUCUUGAGGUUCAAAACGAAAAUCGGGCCCUCCAGGAACAAAUGGCGGAGAUGGAGAAGGAGCUUGUAGGUGCCAAGCUCAAUUAUGCUGAGAUUCACGAGCAAUACGAGAACCUCAAGCAGAAGUGGAGUGACCUUCGCAAGGCUCUUGACUAG
Molecule: messenger RNA, 2637 nt
Organism: Aspergillus calidoustus
Lineage: Eukaryota; Fungi; Ascomycota; Eurotiomycetes; Eurotiales; Aspergillaceae
Source: the annotation of a GenBank genome assembly